Molecule: messenger RNA, 3467 nt
Organism: Cicer arietinum (chickpea)
Lineage: Eukaryota; Viridiplantae; Streptophyta; Magnoliopsida; Fabales; Fabaceae
Product: putative disease resistance protein At1g50180
Biological process (GO): defense response to other organism
Molecular function (GO): ADP binding
Source: RefSeq, a predicted model, not a curated record
CUCCAAAGUCCAAACUACCAUAUAUUUACAUACAACUCUGAGGCCAGCCUCUUCACACUGACUUUAUUGACUUCUAAUUUCGUGGAAGAUACAAGGAACUUGUCUCCAAACUUUCUUCUUAUUAGUACUCUAAAUUCUAGAAUGUAAUGCUGAUAGUUUCAAACCUUUAAAGCGCACAUGGAUAUAAUAUUGGCACUACAACAUUAUUUGGUUAUUUUCUAGCCAUAUAUAGUUUGGUGUAUAUAGCAAAAGUCAACCCAAUCUUCUUCUACUUUCCUAACUCUCCCUCUUAAAUUGAUGCAGUGUAUAUAAGUUUGAGAUUGGAUCUCAAUUAUUGAAGCAAAUGGGUGCUGAAUAAUCACAAAAAGCUUUUGUUUUGGUGUAAAAAGCAACAAUUUUUCAAGAUGGCCAAAUCAAUAGUAGACUUCACAGUACAAAAAAUCAGUGAUUUACUCAUUGAAGAAGCUGUGUUCUUAUAUGGAGUGAGAGACAAAGUGAAGCAGCUGAGAACUGAGUUAAGGAGGAUGGAAUCUUACCUACAAGAUGCAGACAGAAAGCAAGAUGAAGAUGAAAGUCUUCGGAAUUGGAUUUCGGAAAUAAGAGAAGCUGCUUAUGAUUCUGAUGAUGUGAUAGAAGCAUAUGCACUUAAAGGAGCUUCAAGAAGGAUGAACAUGACAAGUUCUUUGUACAGUAUCAAAAGGUGUAUUCUAAUCAUCAAGAGGUUAAUUGAAAUCCAUCAAGUAGGAUCCCAAGUUGAUGAGAUCAGUUCAAGGAUAACUAGUCUCACAAGGUGUUUGGAAACUUUUGGCAUAAAAAGUGAGAGAGGAGAAGCAUCAAAUUCUUUACAUGGGAGGCAAAAAGCUUUGAGGAGAUCUUACUCUCAUGUUAUUGAAGAGGAUAUAAUUGGUGUUGAGGAUGAUGUAAAGAUUUUGGAGUCGUGUUUGAUUAAUCCUGUUCAUGUAUGCGAACCAGUCCACAGUCCACCAAGCACUGAACCUGAAAAGCGUGUGCGUUUGACUUCAAAUUCGGCCAGUCCAAAUACCAAUCAAGGAUAUAAAGUAGUUGCUAUUUGGGGGAUGGGAGGUUUAGGAAAAACAACAUUGGCUAAGAAGGUAUAUCAUAGUACUAAAGUUAGGCACAAUUUUGAGAGCUUAGCUUGGGCUUAUAUAUCACAACAUUGUCAAGCAAGGGAUGUUUGGGAAGGAAUUUUGUUGAAACUUACUUCACCUUGUAAAGAGUUAAGAGAGGAACUUGUUACUAUGAGAGAUGAAGAGGUUGCAAAGAUGCUUUAUGAAGUUCAAGUUGAGAAGAAAUGUUUAGUGGUGCUUGAUGAUAUUUGGAGUGUUGGUACUUGGAAUAAUUUGAGUCCUGCUUUUCCAACUGGAAGAUCUUUGUCAGUUGUUGGUAGUAAAAUAUUGCUAACUACUAGGAACAUUGAUGUUGCUUUGUAUAUGGAUCCUACUUGUUACCUUCAUGAACUAAGAUGUUUAGAUGAAGAUGAUAGUUGGGAGUUGUUUCAGAAAAAGGCAUUUCCAAAACAUAAUGAUUAUGCAGACUCUAGAGUCAGCACAGAGAUGGAGAAAUUGGGAAGGGAAAUGGUUGGAAGAUGUGGAGGUUUACCUCUAGCCAUCAUUGUCCUAGGAGGACUAUUAGCAUCAAAGCCAACAGUUUAUGAAUGGGACACAGUGAGACAGAACAUCAACUCAUACCUUAGGAAAGCAAAAGGCAAAGAACAACUUCUAGGAGUACCUGAGGUACUAUCAUUCAGCUAUUAUGAAUUGCCUUACCAAUUGAAACCAUGUUUCCUACACUUAGCCCAUUUCCCUGAAAACUUAGAGAUACAAACAAAGAAACUGAUAAGAAUAUGGGUGGCAGAAGGUAUCAUAUCAUUGGUUCAAAAUGAAGGUGAAGGUGAAGAAGCGUUAGAGGACGUGGCGCAGCGUUACUUGACCGAACUUGUGGAAAGGUGUAUGAUUCAGGUAGUUGAAAAAAGUUCAACAGGAAGAAUAAGAACAGUCCAAAUGCAUAACCUCAUGAGGGACUUAUGUGUAUCUAAAGCAUAUCAGGAAAACUUUCUUGAAAUGAUUAAUUCAUGGAAUGUAGAUGAAACUAAUAGGACUUCACAAGCACGACCGAUCGGUAAAGUUCGAAGGAUCGCCUUAUAUCUCGAUCAAGAUGUCGAUAGAUUCUUCCCUAAACACCUAAAAAGCCAUCACCAUCUUAGGUCUAUUUUAUGCUACCAUGAAAAAACAGCUAAGUUAAGUGAAUGGAGUUUGACGAAAUCAGUUUUCAAAAAAUGCAAGUUACUUAGAGUUUUGAAUUUAGAAGGAAUACAAUGUCAAAUGGGAAAGUUACCAAAAGAAAUUGGUCAUUUAAUCCAUUUAAGGUUUCUAAGUCUAAGAAACACAAAAAUUGACGAGUUACCAACAUCAAUAGGGAAUUUAAAGUGCUUACAAACCCUAGAUCUUCUAACAGGAAAUUCAACUGUUCAAAUACCAAAUGUUAUAGGAAAAAUGGAAAAGUUAAGACAUUUAUAUCUACCUGAAUCAUGUGGCAAUGGCAUUGAAACAUGGAACCUAGCAAAUCUGAAAAACUUGCAAACAUUGGUUAAUUUCCCUGCAGAAAAAUGUGAUGUUAGAGAUCUCAUAAAACUAACCAAUUUAAGGAAAUUGGUUAUAGAUGAUCCUAAUUAUGGAGAAAUUUUUAAAUCUAGUGAUGUAAAAUUUAACCACCUUGAGUCAUUGUUUUUUGUUAGUUCUGAAGAUACAUCAAUCCUUGAAGUUUUUGUAGGGUGUCCUAAUCUUUACAAGCUACACAUUGAAGGACCUAUAGUGAAUUUUCCACAACCAAAUCAAAUUUCAUCAAAACUUGCUAAGCUUAAGUUGCAAGGUUGUGGAUUUGUUGUUGAUCCUAUGACAACAUUGGAGAAGCUACCUAAUUUAAGGUUACUUGAGUUACAACUUGAUUCAUUUUUGGGAAAGGAAAUGGUUUGUUCUAACAAAGGUUUUCCUCAAUUAAGGUCACUUGUUGUGAGUGAUUUGUCUAAUCUUGAAGAGUGGAAGUUGGAAAAAGGUGCUAUGGCUUGUCUUAGGAAACUUGAGAUUUCAAAUUGUACUAAGCUUGAUGUUGUUCCUGAAGGGCUUAGGUUUGUGACUAGUCUUAAGGAUUUGGAGAUUAGGUCAAUGUUUGCAGCUUUCAAAAUCAAACUUGAAAAAGGAGGAGAUGAACAUUAUAAAGUUCAACAUGUGCCAUCACUGGUAUUUCAUUAUUGUGACUAUUAGAAACAAUAUUUCUUUCCUCUCUAGAUAUAAUUCUUCUUUUCUUAUUUGUCCUUUUUUAUAAUAUUCAGCUUUAUACAAGUGGUUAAAGUGUAAUAUAUGUAAAUAUUGUUAACUUGGAGAUAUUGAGUUUAGUUCUCACCAAGUAUAAUUAAUUUCUUUAACAACCUAACCAAUUUCUUGGAUUAA